This is a messenger RNA of Emiliania huxleyi CCMP1516, 543 nucleotides long. RefSeq lists its product as hypothetical. The transcript has 4 exons. NCBI's taxonomy places the organism in Eukaryota, Haptophyta, Isochrysidales, Noelaerhabdaceae. Bases 1 to 543 code for a protein of 180 amino acids. The record is from RefSeq and is a predicted model, not a curated record.
AUGGCGUCCUUCCUACUCCUCGCCCUGCUCCGAACCGCCGCGGCGGAGUCGCACUACGACGUGCUGGGCGUCGCGUCUGAUGCUGCACCAGACGCUAUUCGCGCCGCCUUCCGCCGCAUCGCCCUCGCCGAUCACCCGGACAAGCUUCCGCCCGACAGCGCGGCAGCGGCCUUUGAGUGCCUCUCCGACCCGACAGCGCGCCAGCGGUACGACGAAGAGAUCGCCGUCGACCCGCGCGCCUACGCGUCCGCCUUUGGGCAGCGCAUCACCCGCGAGAUGGCGGAGAGGGGCGGGCUGCCCCUCAAGACGUACCUCCCGCCCGGAUCGGCGGCGGGAGACCUCGUGGCGUGCCCUCUCCCCGCUGUCGGCGUGACGGUCGCGUUUGCGCUGUCCGGCGCGACGCCUCCGAGGUGGAGGGUCGCUGCCGAGGCGGUCGGGCUGGCGCGGAGGCAGUCGGGCUGGGAGAGGCGCGGCGACGACUUGCACCUGACAGUGACCUUGCCUGCGUGGCGGAGGGGGCCGCUGCGGAGGCGGAUCACCUGA